Molecule: messenger RNA, 2416 nt
Organism: Vombatus ursinus (common wombat)
Lineage: Eukaryota; Metazoa; Chordata; Mammalia; Diprotodontia; Vombatidae
Gene: MAPKAPK2
Product: mitogen-activated protein kinase-activated protein kinase 2
Exons: 10
Coding region: 109-1377 (422 amino acids)
Biological process (GO): cellular response to vascular endothelial growth factor stimulus; peptidyl-serine phosphorylation; inflammatory response
Cellular component (GO): nucleus; cytoplasm
Molecular function (GO): mitogen-activated protein kinase binding; calmodulin binding; calcium-dependent protein serine/threonine kinase activity
Source: RefSeq, a predicted model, not a curated record
CAAACUUCCCAGCCGGGCGGGGGCUGGCGGGGGCCCCGUCCAGGGCCGGAGGAGGAGACGGCCCCGAGUCCUCCUCCUCCCGCUCCUGCUCCCCGGUCUCCCGGCACCAUGCUGUCUAACUCGCCGGGCCAGACCCCGCCCGUGCUGUUCCCCAACCCUCCGCCGCCACCCCCGCCCCAGCAGCCCCAGCCCCCCUCCCAGCCCCAGCUCCCGGUGCUGCCUCUGCCGCCGCCGCCUCCUCCGCCGCCGCCGCCGCCGCAGCAGCCGCAGCCGCCGCCGCCCCCCCAGCCUCCCCAGCAGUUCCCCCAGUUCUAUGUCAAGUCGAGCCUGCAGAUCAAGAAGAAUGCCAUCACGGAUGACUACAAGGUCACCAGCCAGGUCCUGGGGCUUGGCAUCAACGGGAAAGUUUUGCAGAUCUUCAACAAGAAGACUGGGGAGAAAUUCGCCCUCAAAAUGCUUCAGGAUUGCCCCAAGGCCCGAAGGGAGGUGGAUUUGCAUUGGAGAGCCUCUCAGUGCCCACACAUUGUCAAGAUUGUGGAUGUCUAUGAGAACCUGUAUGCUGGAAGGAAGUGUCUCCUGAUUAUCAUGGAAUGCAUGGAUGGUGGAGAGCUCUUCAGCCGCAUCCAAGACCGGGGAGACCAGGCCUUCACUGAGAGAGAGGCUUCUGACAUCAUGAAGAGCAUUGGUGAAGCAAUUCAGUACUUACACUCAAUCAACAUUGCGCACAGGGAUGUCAAGCCUGAGAAUCUCUUAUACUCCUCCAAACGGCCCAAUGCCAUCCUGAAGCUCACUGACUUUGGCUUUGCCAAGGAAACCACCAGCCAUAAUUCCCUCACUACCCCUUGCUACACACCGUACUAUGUGGCUCCAGAGGUCCUGGGCCCCGAGAAAUAUGAUAAAUCCUGUGACAUGUGGUCUUUGGGUGUCAUCAUGUAUAUCCUACUGUGUGGUUACCCUCCAUUCUAUUCCAACCAUGGCCUUGCCAUCUCUCCUGGCAUGAAGACUCGAAUCCGAAUGGGCCAGUAUGAGUUUCCCAAUCCAGAGUGGUCAGAGGUAUCAGAGGAAGUCAAAAUGCUUAUCCGGAAUCUACUCAAGACAGAACCAACUCAAAGAAUGACCAUCACUGAGUUUAUGAAUCAUCCUUGGAUUAUGCAAUCAAUGCAGGUCCCUCAGACUCCACUGCACACCAGCAGAGUCCUGAAGGAAGACAAGGAGAGGUGGGAGGAUGUGAAGGAAGAGAUGACCAGUGCCUUGGCCACCAUGCGUGUUGACUAUGAGCAAAUCAAGAUUAAGAAGAUUGAGGAUGCCACCAACCCUCUGCUCCUAAAGAGGCGGAAGAAAGCCCGGGCUUUGGAGGCAGCUGCCCUCGCUCACUGAGCCACCCUCAGCACUCCUCCCGCCCUGAUGGAGGGAAAGCAAUAACUCUCUAAGUCUAUUUUUUAAAAGCAGAGACACAGACCUGUCCUCCCCCAGCUCCUACUUGCAUGGAGCCCAGAAACUUGUCAGCAGAUGAAUUCUGGUCCUUUAACUGCCACCUUCCCUGGAGCUCCUGGACCUGACCCUUGGGAGGUUGGGAGGUGAGGACAAGGGGGCAAGUUGCUCUCAAGAUCUUCCUCAUUGUGCAGUUUUUCUUGGCUGAUUUGGCCUUGAAUUUUUAUAAAAUUUCUAUUUUUUUCUCCUCCUUUCCCUGUUUUCCCUCCCAAGUCACAGGAUGAUUUUUUUAAAAAGGUAUUUUGGGGAGCCGCUACAGGGAGGUGACUCAGUGUUUGUUACCUUGUUCCCUCUGCCUUCCCCUCACCCCAGUCUGAGGCUUCAAUAGACUUGGGGGCCAAGUGGCUGGGAGGCUGAGCCCUGUGGAGGACAGGGCCUUUUUGGUAUGGGAUCCAGGGGACUUGGCCUCAGGGGGCUCCCCCUGCCUUAACUCAGAGGCCUUGGACAGCUGGAGCUGUGGCCAGGGGGUAGGCAUACAGGGCUGGAUGUGUGACUGUGUGGACAAGGGGUUAUGAAUCAGUGUGCAGAAACAGUGUGUUUGUGGUGGGUAGGGGACCCUGAGGCUACUCAGAGGGGCUUUCCUGUUUGGAUCUGACACAGCCCAGGGAAAGGUCCACAUAUCCAUCUGUAUGGGAAGCUGGCUAAGACUGAAACUGGCUCAUGGUCUUUCUCUCUAAUAGGCAGAGCUCUGAGGGCAGGGAAAGGACUUCCCUGACAUUGGCACUGAGAUAAAAGGGACAGGGGCCUUCCUGUUCCUCCUCCUCCCUCCAAAUCUAGUAUUUAGUGUAGAAUUUCAGUCCUCCCUCCCUUCCUCCUCAGUGAAUGGGAAGGCAGUACUAUCUUGUGGAGGAAGGAGUGGUCCUAGGAUUCAGAAUGAUCCCUCUUUUCCCACUUUCCCUGAACACUAUGUGUUUGGGAAAAAAAA